UAAACACUUGAGAUAGUCCAAAUUUAGCAUUGAAUCCCCUUUAUGAGGCAUUGCAGCCCAUUUAUGAAGAUGCUGCCUCUCAACGAGGACCUGAGCUACUGAUGUUGUGAGAUCAGGCUGCAUUUGUGCAUCUUGUAACAUGAUCACAAGAGAGUCUGGAGUCCUCUGGGCUUCAGAGGCACAGGAGUGUUUUCUGCCUGAUGAGUGGAAGACCAUGCAACACUAUGACUGGCAAUACAAACUCUUGCUGCUCUAUUUUGACGUUCCCACAGAGACUAGUCUGAAGAACACCGGCUCUGCGAUGUCCACUGAGAUGUGUGCUUUGUUCUAAACCGCUCAGACUGAAGCAGGACAGUCAUGAGUGCUGACAUAGCUAACAGGCUGGAUUUGGACCCUGAUUAUAAUGCUGAACUGGCUGACAUGGUAGCAGCCAUGAACGUGGCUGCCAACAGACUGACCCCUUCUAAUGGCUACAGGACCACCCCACAUCGCCUCAGUCUCUCCGAUCGCAAGCUGUCACUGCAGGAGCGAUCCAGUUACCAGAAUGGCAUCACCACACGAAUAGCCAGAAGACCCACGAUUGAAUCGAAGCGGGUGUCUAUCUCUGAUGGGGAUGACUGUGUCCAGCUAAACCAGUACAAGUUAAAGAGUCAGAUAGGAAAGGGUUCUUAUGGGGUGGUCAAAUUAGCAUAUAAUGAAGAUGAUGACCAGUAUUAUGCUAUGAAGUUGGUAUCCAAAAAGAAGUUAAUGAAGCAGUAUGGAUUCCCACGGCGACGUCCUUCCAGAGAAUCAAAUGGAUCCCAAGAGAAUCUUUUAAAGCAUUCUGGCCUAUUGGACCGGGUAUAUCAAGAAAUUGCUAUAUUGAAGAAACUUGACCAUCUUAAUGUUGUUAAUUUAGUUGAGGUUCUCGAUGACCCGGCUGAGGAUAACUUGCACAUGGUCUUUGAGUUGGUACCUAAAGGUCCAGUGAUGGAGAUCCCAACAGACAGUCCUCUAACAGAAGAAAUGGCCCGCUUCUACUUCAGAGAUGUCAUCCUAGGAAUUGAAUACUUGCACUAUCAGAAAAUCAUACAUAGAGACAUCAAACCCUCCAAUCUGUUGCUGGGGGAUGAUGGACACAUCAAGAUCGCAGAUUUCGGUGUCAGUAAUGUGUUUGAGGGGAACGAUGCUCUCCUAUCAGACAGUGCAGGAACACCAGCUUUCAUGGCACCUGAAACUCUGACUGACCAGGACCUCAGAUUUAGUGGAAAGGCUCUAGACAUAUGGGCAAUGGGAGUGACGCUGUUUUGUUUCAUCUUUGGAAGGUGUCCUUUUCACGAUGAAUACAUCUUAGGCCUGCAUGAAAAGAUCAGGACUGCGCAAGUCGAGUUCCCAGACAUGCCCGUGAUCAGUGAUGGGCUGAAGGAUCUCAUCGUCAGAAUGCUGGACAGAGUCCCUGAAACUAGAAUCACGUUACCAGAAAUCAAGCUGCACCCGUGGGUCACGCUUGAUGGCACGGAUCUUCUGCCUCUGGAGGAGGAGCACUGCACUGUUGUGGAGGUCACUGAGGAGGAGGUGCAGAACUCUGUCAAACUAGUUCCCAGCCUGUCUGCUGUGAUCCUGGUGAAGUCCAUGCUGCGGAAGCGCUCCUUCAGUAACCCGUUCGAAUGUCCCAGCCGCAGGCAGGGCAGGUCCAUGUCUGCCCCUGGUCUGACUGUGGAUAUGUCACUGUUUCGCCCUCUAAGCAGAGGGAGUAACAGUAACAGUAACGGAAGCAGAGAGGGAGAGCUGGAAAACCUCAUCGAGGAUGAAACUUUUCCAUAAAUGAGCAAAAAUAGUUUUUCAUAUUGGCCCAAUUGUGCGAUUAGCCAUUUUUCCCAUCUGCAUUGGAUUAUUUUGAGCAUCAACAUGAAAAUUCUAUAUACUGUACACACUGCAUGAUGGUUAUCUUGUGGAGGUACCUUUAAAAUAUAAUGCAGAAUCUGGUAAAACUUUAUAUUAGAGUAAUAAUUGUGUUUCAUUGUAUUUACGUGCCAAACCUAAAGUAAAUUUGAAAGAAAUUUAGAUUGAAAUGCAUAUGUAAAAUGAUUGUAUCAGUGCAUUCGACAGAUAAGCAUGUGAUCACUUUGCUGUGCAGCAGAAAUCAGCUUAGCUUUGCAUGAGAUGUAUUAGAAGUCUGUUAUAUCAAAGGUCUGUAUGCUGUUUUGUUGUCCUUUUGAGGUUUUGAAGUUGUGCUGUGCAUUUGAUCUGUGGACACACAUAUAUAAAAUACAAAUAAUUUGUUU
Sinocyclocheilus grahami is the source of this 2264-nucleotide messenger RNA. Its product is annotated as calcium/calmodulin-dependent protein kinase kinase 1-like. Gene Ontology annotation, molecular function: ATP binding; protein serine/threonine kinase activity. Gene Ontology annotation, biological process: protein phosphorylation; CAMKK-AMPK signaling cascade. The coding region runs from base 358 to 1803 and encodes 481 amino acids. The record is from RefSeq and is a predicted model, not a curated record. Lineage: Eukaryota; Metazoa; Chordata; Actinopteri; Cypriniformes; Cyprinidae. The transcript is spliced from 18 exons.